This is a messenger RNA of Pseudomyrmex gracilis, 5311 nucleotides long. Its product is annotated as RNA pseudouridylate synthase domain-containing protein 2-like. The record is from RefSeq and is a predicted model, not a curated record. Lineage: Eukaryota; Metazoa; Arthropoda; Insecta; Hymenoptera; Formicidae. The transcript has 7 exons. The coding region runs from base 585 to 2237 and encodes 550 amino acids. Gene Ontology annotation, molecular function: RNA binding; pseudouridine synthase activity. Gene Ontology annotation, biological process: pseudouridine synthesis.
GCUCGCAACGUGUACGUCUUUCUUAUCGGGAUUUUGUCGCAGAUCGACCGCGCAUAUUCGGCGGGUACACAGAGGAGCGACGACAAUCGUCUCUUCCCCUCGCACGGUGUGUGUGCAGUUGUUUUUAUUACGCACCUUUUCCCAAGCGCGCGAUGACAAGCGCGCGUUUCCCGCAUCAUCUUGCGCGCGUGUGACGUGUUACAACAUAUCUUAUACCGGGAGAAAAAUCGUCUCGAGGGGAGAUAAACAAAAAAAAAAAAAAAAAAAGUUGUUUUUCUCUCUCAAGGGAAGAAAAAUAUCAGAGCUCGCGCGGGAGCAGAAAAAUGCCAAGGUGAUUUCCUUCUCGCGGAUAUCCCAUUGGCGUUUUCUUGAAGAAAAACAAUCGUGAGUCGUCCCCGUGUGUUUGUCCCCGCGUCGAGUCUCUCACGAUCUUAUCGUUUUCUCUCACUUUUGGUCAUCAAUCGCGUGGGGAGUUGGUAAUUGCGUGAUUGCGACACGCUGGAGCGCGAUUCUCGAUUGUUCAACACGCCCGCCGAUUGAGAGAGAGAGAGAGAAAGAGAGAGAGUUCACCGGCUGCCGCCAGGAUGCAUCACACGGCGCCCUGGUACCUGCCGUGGGGUCUUAAGCUCGUGCCGCUGCCGAUCCCGCCUGGACAUCCGGCUUCCAGUAUACCGAAUCCAGCCGGUCUGCAUCUGCUGGCUCCGUUGCCCGGAAUUUACGCGCCCGCGGAACCGCGCAAGGUCGAUUUGAAGCCGCUGCGGGAGGCGACGGUCGCGGUGCCCGCGCCGAAGAUCCCCGAGAAGCGAAAAGCCGAGGACGCCGAUGCCAGCAAGGACCUGAAGAAGGCGAAAUUGGAAACUAAAGCGCUGAAAGCGAAGAGGCCGGGAUUCACGGACGAGCGGUACAACGAGACCAGUUAUUACGUGGAGCACGGUCUGCGCAAGGUUUAUCCAUAUUACUUCACCUUCACGACAUUCACGAAAGGUCGAUGGGUCGGCGAGAAGAUCCUGGAGGUGUUUGCGAGAGAAUUUCGCGCUCAUCCGGCCGAGGAGUACGAGAGAUGUAUUCGCGCGGGCACCCUGACGGUCAACUAUCAGAAGGUGGACGUCGACUACAGGCUGCGGCACAACGACCUACUGGCUAACGUCGUCCACAGACACGAGGUGCCUGUCACCUCGGAGCCGAUCACGGUGAUACACAUGGACGAGGACGUCGUCGUGGUCAACAAGCCCGCCUCCAUCCCUGUGCACCCGUGCGGCCGCUACCGGCACAACACCGUGGUCUUUAUUCUGGCGAAGGAGUACAAUCUGAAGAAUCUCAGAACCAUCCACAGGCUGGACCGAUUGACGAGCGGCAUACUCCUGUUCGGUCGAACGCCGAAGAAGGCGAGACAGAUGGAGCACCAAAUAAGAAACCGACAGGUCCACAAGCAAUACGUUUGUCGGGUGGAGGGCGAGUUCCCGGAGGAGGAGGUGGUCUGUUCGGAACCGAUCGAGGUGGUCUCGUACAAAAUCGGCGUCUGCAAGGUCUCGGAGAAGGGCAAGGACUGCAUCACUCGCUUCAAGCGUCUCAGCUACAACGGCAAGUCGUCCGUGGUGCUGUGCAAGCCGCAAACCGGGAGAAUGCAUCAGAUCCGCGUGCACUUGCAAUAUCUGGGUUACCCGGUGGUGAACGAUCCGCUGUAUAAUCACGUGGUCUUCGGUCCGCAUAAGGGAAAAAACGGUAACAUCGGCAAGACCGAUGAGGAGCUCGUGCGGGAUCUCAUUAGUAUUCACAACGCCGAGAAUUGGCUCGGCAUGGACGGCGACUCGGAUAUGAGUUUGUUCAAGCCAAAGCUGGAACUGGAAGAGCGAAUGUUGGUCUCCGGAGACAAGGACAAUAGCUCGUCAUCGCCGUCGUCCACUCCCGGUCUGGUCGAGGACGAACAGCAGCAGCCGCAGCAGCAACAGCAACAACAGCAGCAACAACAACAGCAGCAGCAGCAGCAGCAGCAGCAGGAAUCUCUCAAAGUCACCGUGGGUACUCAAACAGGCUCGGAACCGCCGGAUUCCACCUUCGCCAAUGACAAGGUCACCGUCGACCCGCACUGUUACGAGUGCAAAGUCAAGUACAGAGACCCGAAACCGUCGGACCUGGUGAUGUAUCUGCACGCGUGGCGUUACUGCGGCCCGGGAUGGGAGUAUGAAACGCCGCUGCCAGCGUGGGCGGCGAGCGACUGGACCGGCGACGAUCGAUAGUUUGUCCGGGCAAGAUGAUGAUCGAGGAUGAUCCGCGCGGAUUCCUCGGCGAGCUGUCGUCAUCGCCGAGUCUCGAACUCCCCUUUUGAUAUCCUUACCCCGUGCCUUCCAUCCGCCAACGAGCGAUCUUGACCAUCGUACACGCGAUUACACGUACACGAAUACUCCCCCUCUCCCCCCCCCCACACACACAAACUUACACGUAACGAACGCAAUACACAUCCCCCGUAAACUCGGCCGUCUCGGAUUUCACGAAGCUGCGAUCCGAGGGAAAUAGAAUUGCUGGAACAAUCACGUCGCUCGAUUUGCAUUUCUGCGACUCGCGUCGUCGUUCGCCACGUCGAUAUGUAAGUGACAAUUCUCGGGCGUUAUCGCCCCGAGACGGAAGACCGACGAGAAUGAAAACAAUUCGGUCGGAUGCCGUUUCACGUGUGCACAGAAACGUUACGUGUUUGCGUUUCUCAGGAGAUAGAAAAUAUCGAGUGCGCGCGCGCGCGCGUUUUAUCAUAUAUUCUGGCAGAGUCUCGCGCAAAAUAACUCCUCCCGUGCGGGACACGAUCUCGUGCGGGAAACGAUCCGAGACGAUGUUAUUACGCGAAUUAAUCAUAGCGAGAAAAGACAACCGGUUGUUACCGGUCUUAUUACCCUAAUGCUGUCCUGAUUUCGGAAGCCAAAUAAUAAAUCAGAUCGUUAUUAUUGUUUAUUUUUGUCUCGUUGCUCACGCUGAGCUCACGUUUUCCCGGGUUUUCUCCCUUGUCAUCAAUUCCUCUCGAGCGCGUGUCCUCCCUCUACUUCGCGUGGCUGCGCGGAGUGAAGUUCACGCAGGUGAGAUGUCGCAACAAGGCGCAAUGAUUGUUCCCACAAUCGUUUUCUCUCUGUAAAAGCGGCUUCGAGAAGAAGUUUUUUUCUCGUACGGUCGGUAUCAAAUGUUUACAAGUCGCAGGAUUUCGUUGUGGCGUCCAAAUGGUGAUUUUUUCGCAUCGCAAAAAAUCACGAUAAGAAAUAUUGCAAUAAAUAAUCUGUGAAUAAUAAGUUAACGUGUGAUUGUGUAUCGUCGCAAUGUUUUACAAUAUUACUCGUCUAUCGGUACGUCGUGUUUGAGAGGACACGAAGAGGAUUCACGAUCGCGCGCACAGCGAAGCGAAAAUACAUAUCUUUUGUUUUUCACUUUGUAAUCUGAUUAAAAAGGGAAAAAAGAACAAAACAAAAAAACAAAACCACUCGAAUAAUUCUCUACUUUACAAUUCGCGCGAGUUGUUUUCCAAGAUCUUAAUUAUAAUUCAGUGCGAUUCGCACGGUAUGCGAGUGAGAAUCACACGAGAGAGUCAUUUGCGCGAAUAUUCUAGCGGACUGAGACAAAUGUGUGUUUCUGGAAACGCGCGCCGAUACUCCCGCGACCGCUUUUAUGAGCGCGAGCGGUCGGUCAAAAAGUCACUGCCAGCGGAGCGAGAGAGGACGAACGCUUAACACGCGAGCGAGAGAGAAAAAGAGAGAGAGAGAGAAGGAGAGACAGAAAAGAUUGAUGCAUCUUGUCGGAGGCGAGUAUAGUAUUCCGAUAGAUCGUAUCGUUCAUCUUGAUUUAUGACGCGCGCGUCUCCUCUUCGCGCUAAUUUUUCCAACGGCGGAAUCGCGCAACUUUUCCGAUCUACAACGUUCUUCGAUUCGCGCGGCUGAGAGAUCCCAUUUCCUCAAAUUUCAAAAAAAAGAAGACGCUUUGCAGCGCGAACGUUUUCGAGAAUUAAAAGUUUCAAGUUAAAAAAUAUCGAACGACACGUUUGUCGUCGAAUUAUUUAAACACACCGUCCGUGCGCGUUCUCGGUUACAUCUCUCGUCGGCGGUUCUUCGAAUCUGACCGGAAAUCGACCUCGGACGGACCAAAUGAUAUCGAUUAUAUUUGAGCAAGUAGUGUUGCUUUUGGCAUCAAAACUCGCUUCUUCUCGAUUUGACAGAGUCGGCCUAACUACGGAAAUGUAUUUAUAUCCAUCGCCUCGGCGAGAUUCGCUUUCGGGAAACAAAUUCUCAACGAAGCCCUGCGAUUUUUCGUACUAUCUCGCUAUUUGUAUAUCGCUAAAUAUAUGUAUAUAUAUAUAUACGUAUAUAUAUAUAUAUAUAUAUAUAUAUGUAUAUAUAUGUAUACAUAUACAUGUAUAACAUGUAUGUACGUAUGUAUCACUGCGAGAAAGAUUCCAUAAACGCGUGUCUCUUAUACGAGAGAGGAAGGAAAAGAGUGUGUUACACGUCGGUGUGUGUGUAUAUAUAAUAUAUAUGUAUAUGUAUAUCAAUACUUUCGUCAGAGGAACCGAUGUUAGAUAUACGCGAUCCUUUUCGGUUGUGCCUCGUGAUCGUCAGUUUCCUGUUUCGCGCGCGCUCCGAUUUUUCGUCCGAUUCCGAGAGAUCACCUCCUUCAAAACGGAAACCGCAAAACUCUACAUUCUCGAAACCGCGCGCGCAUCACGCAAGCAAUUACUUUCUCCAGUUGCUCAGCCGCAUUCUCACCAACGAUGACCACCACGGUUUCCCUCCCCUUCCCUCCCCUAUUGAGAAUUGUGUUUGUUCUCAUUCACACGUCGCGUUUCCGCGCGAUUCACUUUCGCACGAUUUCGAGAAUUAAACUCCUUCGGAAUCGAGACGACGGAGAAGAGAGAGAGAGAGAGAGAGAGAGAGAAGAGAGAGAUACGAUCGUAUCCUUCGGAAGAGAGCCACGUGUAGGAGACUGACGCAGGAGGAAAUCGCGAUAGAGAGGCGCGUCUAUUUUUAUGGACAGAUAUAUAACGAGAAACUGAUGUGCGGUGGCGCGGAUCCAGCGCGGCACGGGUCUCCAACAAUAAGCGUGAUCUUGCCGGAAAACAGCCAACGAUCAUGCCAAAGAGCGAACGACCAGCGAGCUUUCAGUCAUAUCGUGCGUACCUUUUCUCGCCGAGCGAGAAGAUUGCGCCGUGUCGGGCGAAAUGAGAGGUGUUUUUCGCAACAAGUACAAUCCGAAAGCGAGUAAAGUGCAAGAAAUAGAGAGAGAGAGAAAGAGAGCGUGUGUGUGGGUAUGCGUGCGUGCAUAUAUGUAUGUAUGUAUGUGUGUA